AUGAGGCUCUACACAUUGGAUCACAUCUACGGCGUCGGAUGUCACAAGACCAGUGUCAAGUUGCACAGGACGCCAUGGAUUCUGGGCCAAAAGGACACGUCAAUGACUCGCCAUGGAGAUUGUCUCAUGCUCUGCACCUACAACGUCAGGACAGUCUCCAGCAACGCCGGUCUUCACGCGCUUCUCAAAGCUGCAAGGUGCAUCAACUACCACGUAAUCGCCUUGCAGGAAACAAGGUCAAGGAAGACGGAGCAGCUGAGUGAUGGCACACUACCACGUAAUCGCCCUGCAGGAAACAAAGUCCAGGAAGACGGACAUUCCCUGGAUCGCGAAGACGAGACAUUGAUCUCAUAUCUGAACUGCGAUGUUCGACGAGAUAUGAGCCCUCGUGAAGCAAAACGUCCUCGAGAGAGGCCACCGACUAGAUCAGCUGAUGUGUUCAUUACACGGAUGGAAGCUGAAUUCUCAGCUGCUAACGAGUAA
Strongylus vulgaris is the source of this 483-nucleotide messenger RNA. Lineage: Eukaryota; Metazoa; Nematoda; Chromadorea; Rhabditida; Strongylidae. The record is from the annotation of a GenBank genome assembly.